Molecule: messenger RNA, 5326 nt
Organism: Paramuricea clavata
Lineage: Eukaryota; Metazoa; Cnidaria; Anthozoa; Malacalcyonacea; Plexauridae
Source: the annotation of a GenBank genome assembly
AUGGUAGGAUCUGGGUCAUUUUACAAGGCGAAGAUCGACAGAGCAAUCGGCGAAACUGGACUAACAGAAGCUGAAGUCAAGGUAUUUCUUUAAAAUUAUUUUUAGACGUGCGAUAUAAAAUUUUGUUCUCCCCGGCUUUAGCCAUGCAUAAUAUCCGCAAUUAAGCAAGGUUUAAAACAUGCAAAUUUUAGCCAUACAUACAGGUAACAAUAUAUUGAUAUUCAUAGUGCCACAUAGCAAAAACCUAUUCUUGUUGUAUGAAUGUUGGGAUACUACAGAAUUUUCCUCUGUGGUAGGAAUGUGAAUCGCUGAUGGAACAUAUUAUCUGGUAUCCUGUCAUUUCUUACUGACCAAUAUACAGUAUAGUCAACUACCACCAUUCAAUAUCAAAACGAUCAUAUCUGUCAUAUGCCCCCAACAUUUCUUAUAGGCAGAUAAGGCAGCCCACAGUAUUUGGGCAGAAUACAAAAAUUCCUAUCUGGGCCUUCAUGGUGCUAUACGUUUUUAUAGGUACCUGUAAUGCAGGUAUCAAUUUUAAGCCCAAGUGGGGGAGGGGGGGGAGGCCGGGCAUACGUGAGGGGUUUGACAAGUGGUUGUGCUCCCACCCUGGGGAAUUUGGUUCUUAAAUUUUGCCCCAGACUCGGGGGUUUUGAACUAUACUAAUCUUUCUCGUAUUAUUAUGUUCACCAUAUGUGUGUGCUGACGGUGUGAUUUGUGAUGCAACCACAUGAUUUACCAACAUGUGUUAUCGUAAUUAUGUGCGUCUUUGCGAGUGUGCCAGCCAUUGGAAAUUUAAAUUAUAUAAGUAAGUUUUUAAUGUUCAAUCUAUAGAUUAUUCAAGCCAUUAAUUUCAGAAAAGUAUAAUUUUUAAUACAAUUUCCAUAAAAAAUCAUGCUUACUGAUUCAGAUUUAUACAAAUCACGUAUAUUUAAAUUUAUUUAUAUACAUGUAUGUGAAGUGGCAUUGUUUGAGGAAAAUAGCGACGUGAAAUCAGUCUCACAAACUUUGCAUUUUUUCGCUCCUUUUUGGAUCAAAUUUUUUCGAGUUAACAAUCAAGAGCAUCAUUGACAUCACAGAAUAGAACUGCAGUUUCUAUUCUGUGUUAACAUUGCUGACGUAAGAAAUAACGAAUAAUCACACGAGCGACACUUGCCAGGAAAAUAGCAACUGUUAGCACAAGUUUCUUUCCCAAUUUACGCACCUCUAAUAUUUAAUCUGCUGUGCCCAGGUGUAGGGAUUUUGGCUUUAUUUGAUUGGGUUUUUAUGCCCCACUGUCGGGCAUUUGAACAUUUUCAAUGCGAAAAAUUCAAAUCCCCCACCUUUUCCUGGCCACCCCCCCCCCACCCCCCCUCAGAUUUAACAUUGUUACCUGCAUAACUGGAACAUUGCAUGCCUGGGAUCUGUAUCAAUGCUUAGAGACAAUUUUGUUAAGGAGUAUCAAUGUCAAUGUUUUAAUAAUAAUUGCUCUAUGCAUGUUCAAUAAAUGACAAUAUGAUUUGAAAUAAUGUAGAAAAGAGUAGGAUAGAUUGUAUGGUUGCCUGAACAAAUCAAGACUACUGUAUUACUAUUACUGUAAGCUGAUCAGUAUUUGGGAAUUAUUGUAAUAAGAUAAGAAGCUGAAAAUGUUGUAUGAGUUUCAAACUGUGGGUUAAUUCAUUGUAUUCCAAUUAAUGUAAUAUCUCUGCAUUGGUGUCUAAGUACAGUAAUAUAUGAACAAAGAGAAUGAGCGUUUCACUUGGAUAUGCAAACACAAGAAAACAAUGUGUGAAAACACGAGCACGAAGCGCAAGUGUUUUCAUACACUGUUUUCGAGUGUUUGGAUAUCCCGGUGAAACAAAAUCAUCAUCAAAUAUCUUAAUUACGUAUGCAGCUAAACUCUUGUGGUUGUGUCUGCUAAACUCUUGUGGUUUGUGGUUGUGUCUGACAGUGUUUGACCGUGAUAUCCAAACAGAAUCUUGUGACAGAACGCUUACAUGCUAUUGGUUUAAUUACUCAUGAAUUAUUAAUGAAUUUGAGAAGUAUUAAUAACUAAUUAAUGAAUUGUGUUCCAUAUAUGAAGUUGGACAUAAAAUACCAGAAGUUCAACUUAUUUAGGAUGGGCAGAGCCAUGCUAAAUCUGAUAGAGGGGUGGAUGAUAGUACCAUGUAUGCUGUAGUUACCCAGUUACAUGUGACUUUAUAAAUUUAUGAUCUUUUUCGUAGAAGUGGAUUGGCAACCAAAAACGAAUGAAAAAAUUGGAUAUGAUAUUUUUUGGGUCUUUUACUUUCAAAAGACAUAUUUUUAUGUUAUGGCAUAUCUCAGAUGUCCAUAAAUACCACUAUUUUCCUUACCAAGCUAGCUGGCAUUUUUGUACCAUAUGAAAAGACAUACAACUGAAACUUACCUGUCUCCCCAUAUAAACAAUGCAAAACAUUUUCAACAUCACUCAUUUUACCUUCAUCACUGUGACACUGUCAUUGUUGUCAUAAUGUCCCAGAAAUCGCAUAAUAUUCCCAAUUGCGCAUUCUGCCUAAACCAUAGCUCUUUUUGUUGGUAUAACUUCUUUAGUAUAAAUCGAAAAAACGUUGAUCUGAACUCUGAAGUCGAUCAACAAAAGUUUGUAGAAAAUAUACGAAAUGGCGACAAUGGUUUUAUACCAAUAUACUAAGUGUUACAUGAAGUGUACCACAGGUGAGCUACGAGCUUGCAGUAUAAUUUUUAAAACACAAUAUUCACUUUCAAACUACAAUAUUCGCAAGAAUUUUAUGCGAAAUAUGUUAUCUAAAGCCCCGUUUACACUACGCUCAAUUUUUGGUACGGCACGGAUGACUUGGUACCCGUACCACUUUUUUGGCUCCUGGACUACAUAUUUAGGUAUGAACCAAAAAGCGGCACGGUACCAAAAAUUGAGCGUAUAGUGUAAAAGGGGCUUAGCUAAAUAGGUAAUCCAAGAACCAAAAAAGUUGUACAGGUACCAAUUUUAUCCGUGCCGUACCAAAAUUUGAGCGUAGUGUAAACGGGGCUUAAAUUCGUAUAUUGGUCGAAUCAAAGACCGUUCAUAUACUCUGCAAUAUAUCAUGGUUCCUACAUGUUUGGUGUUUACUCAAAGACAGGAAGAUAUUAUGCGUUGAAGGUACAAAGAAAUAUGUGUAUUUGUGUAUACAAAAAAUGUUAUAAAUAAGCAUUUUAUAUUAUAUACGUAUUUUGUAGUAAACUACAGUGUGUAUCAAAAUAUUUCGAAUCCAAAUUUGACAGACUGCUGUUUAUAAAAUACUAAAGUAAACGAUAAAAUUUGUAUAUGGCAAUAAAGAAUAGCCUAUUAGGUUUCCGAUUAUAUCGUUAUUAUAUCAAUAGAACCAAAAAUGACCAAGAAAUCGUGUGUUCAAACUGGUUGCUCGAAAUCAAAUUUUUCCGCCGAUGGGAAUUCGAAGUUGAGACGUACAGACAAAAGAUCGAGCAAAUUUAAUUAAUCAACAAACUGUUAUGGUAGCAAAAUUUACAUAAAUUCGUGUUCAUUUAAAGAGAUUUAAGCUCCUAUGCCUUCAACAUGUUGAACAAGAAGAAAUAUGCGUUAAAUUUACAUUUUAGUUUUCAGUGAUGAUUAGCAUUUCAAAGCCUUGUGGGACUAACUUUGAAAGAAAAAAUGUCCAAUUCUCAUCGGCGGAAAAUUGUGAUUUUUAUGGACUUUUUUGUCAAAGUAAUACUCCUUCAUUUUCCAACUAAAUGACGCGUACAACAUGUCAUUUGAAAAGUAAAUAAAUGAACUUAACAAUGGUGUAAAAACCAACCGAAUUUGUCAAAUAUAUUCUGCGUUAUUACACGCCAAAUUUGGAUUCGAAUUAUUUUGAUACACACUGUAUAUUACAUGUUAUACUUCAUUUUGCUAUUUUAUAUAAUAUAUUAUGGAUAUUUACUUUGCAAAUCAUGUGUAAUAAUCCAUCUUUAUAUGUUCUCUAAUUAUAUUAUGUUAUUUAUGUCGUGGGAAGUGAUACAGCCAAAAAAUACUGUCCAAUCUAUAGUUUGCCAUUUUUGGCCCUGACCCCUUGUCGGACAAAUGUCGGCAAACGUUCGUAUAACGAUGAUUUUCCAGAAAAUUUUUCGCAGUCAUGACGGCAGAGGAAAAAUAUUAAUCAUGAAAGCACAGGCAAAUGAGAUCAUUUGUUCAGGAAUGACGGAUAAAUAUUUAUAGGGGUGCGCUCAUUGUGCGCACCCCCGGUACAGAUAGGGUUAAACCAGUUGGGAUUGUGCAGAUAGAAACAUGGGCGUACCGAAAGGAAAAAUUUAGGGGGGGGCGGAAAGAAAAUUGCCCGACUUUUCGGGAUUGUGCCCGACUAGUACUGAAAAUUUUUUUCCGGAAAAAUUAUUCUGGCGACCUCCCCCCCCCCAUUUUAGGGGUUAAAAAAAUUUUCCGGACACCAGAAUUUUUCGGAACAUUACUUAAUUUUACACAAAAUUUACAGAAUUUGUCCCAUUUUUUUUAAUUGCAAACCAAAAUUGCCCGACUGUUGAUUGAAUAUUGCCCGACUGCCCAACAAACUGAGGGGGCUACCGCCCCCCCCCGCCCCCCGGCCGGUACGCCUAUGGAUAGAAAUUUCUUUAGGCUAUGCUUGAAGUGACUGUACAAAAUGCGCCGGUUUAAUUACGCUUCUGGACAAAGCGAUUAUAUCGCAUAAGAUUCGUUCAUGCUUUGACAGUCACAUGCGUAGGCCGCUAUCAAAUAUUCCUUUUGUUGGCUUGCACUUGGCAGGGAUCGAUUUUAGUGCAGGACGCACUUUGCAUGGAGCGAAUUUAUGCUGAACUCUAUUAGCUAAUCCUUACCCUAACCCAACCCUUAAACUAAUUAAGCCUUCACCUAAUUGGCGGCCCUAAAUAAUUCUAGAGAUUUUGACGCCUUUGUCUUCGUUAUUUGUAGGAACUUUCAUUACAGUCGCUUGACGUUAAGAUUGAACGCCUUCAGAACCACACUGAGCGGAAUACGGUGGCGGCCGAUUUAUCUUGUGUACAGACAGAAUUACGAAAACCGAAAGGGAUCUUUGAUCCACUAUCGAAUUGGGUCCUAAAAGAUUAUGCGCCCCUGCUGUCUUCCCCUGUUACUUCAAUCUUCAACGCCUCCCUUCAACAGGCGUCUGUUCCCGGGGUAUGGGAAAAAGCCGACGUCAUCCCUGUACCUAAAAAUAAGGUGCUGAGGGACAUUACUAAAGACUUGCGUCCCAUCUCGCUUACUGCCACUUUGUCAAAAACGUGUGAACGUUUUGUCGCAGACUGGCUGAUGGAGUUGAUUGGUGAGAAGAUCGAUAAACGGCAAUUUGGAUCUCUAAAAACUCUUCAACAACACAUGCAUUAUUGA